AUGCUGCACGAGCAGCUGCGCGUUCGUAAUCCUGAUUCAAACUGUGACGUCGCACUGCUGGGCGAGGCACACCGGAACCGUAAUUAUGCAGCUAUGGCGGGGAAUAACCUCGAGACUCUGUCGCCGCGAGUGCGAGAGAAGUUCCCCGUGCUGGUGUUCAUCCACGGCGAGUCGUACGAAUGGAACUCGGGCAAUCCGUACGACGGCACCACGCUCGCCAGCUUCGGCCGCAUCAUCGUCAUCACGCUCAACUUCCGGCUCGGCAUCCUCGGUUUCCUGCGCCCGGAGUUCGGUCCGGACUCAGCGAGCAACCUGGGGCUGCUGGACCAGAUAGCGGCGCUGCAGUGGAUCAAGGACAACAUCGCCGCCUUCGACGGCGACCCCACUAACGUGACACUCAUGGGCCACGACACAGGCGCCGCCUGCGUCAACCUGCUGCUCGUCUCGCCCAUCACGGAGCAAGGGCUGUUCCAGCGCGCCAUUCUGAUGAGCGGCUCCGCGCUGUCCGACUGGGCGCUGACGGCGAACCCGCGGCCGGUGACGAUCCAGGUGGCGGACGCGCUCAACUGCCCCACGCAGAACGAGCUGCUGGCCUGCCUGCGCCGCCAGAGCCUCCAGGACCUGAUGGACGUCCAGGUGAAGGCGGCGCCCUUCGUCUCGCCCUUCGCGCCCGUCGUCGACGGCACCUCCGUCCCCAACGACCCCGAGCAGAUCAUGGGCGUCUACCAUAGCCUCUUCAGCAGGUACGACCUGAUGUACGGCGUGACGCAGAUCGAGAGCUACCAGCUGUUCGGCAAAGAGGCACUGGUGUACGGCAUCCUGGAAAAGGUGUGCCUUGAAACGCUGAAAGAUUACAUGCAGGCGAGGUUUCAGAUCCGGACGGAGCUGGCGGUUGGCGAGGCACAGGCGCUGUACAGCCGCGGCGACUGGGACGCGCCGCUGGACGCCGAGGACCACCGCGACGCGCUGCUGCACAUGCUGACCGACGCCCGCGUCGUGGCGCCCGUCGUGCGCACCGGCGACUACCACUCCAGGGUCAACGACCGUUCCUACUUCUACGUCUUCACCCACCGCACCGUCUACGGCGACUACUCCAACUCCAAGCCGCAAGGUAGCAUUAGCGGCGAGGAACUGGCGUACGUGUUCGGUGCGCCCGUGGAGGGGAGCCGCCACCAGCACCCGCACAUCUUCACGCCUUCCGAGAGGAUCCUCUCCGAGAACGUCAUGACGCUGUGGACCAACUUCGCCAAGACUGGGAAUCCAAACGAGCCUCACCCUGUGACGAGCAACGAACCUGUAAUGUGGCCCAAGUACGACCGUGAAGGUCAAAGGUUUCUUCAGAUAGACGAGCGGCUGUCGGUGGGCAAGCAGUACCGGCGGCGCUACACGGACUUCUGGAACCGCGUGCUCCCCGAGAAGCUGAACAAGUCGUCGCGCGAGAGCUUCCCCAACACUAUGUCGCCGUACGGGCCGGCGCGCGCCCCGCACCCCGACGUGCAGCGCACGCGGCCCUUCGACCCGCACUACAACUUCGAAAAGCCCUUCGGCGCCUCCUCCGGCAACAGAUGGGCGACGCCGCAGCCGCCUGGGGGCGGCGUGCCGUACGGCGAGCGUUCCAUCAACGACCCGCCGGACCACAGGGGCGCCAACGUCAGCGCCGCGGACAAGCCGCACGCCGCAGGCGACGGAGGCGGCAGCGGCGACGAGUUGGUUGGCGAGGGGGAGGGGACGGCGUCGCCGGGCGCGCUCGCCGGCUCCUCGUCCGUGGCGCUCACGGUCGUCAUCCUGAUCGGCGUCUGCUUCCUGCUGGUCAACAUGUGCGCGUUCGCGGCGCUCUACUACCAGCGCGACAAGCUGCGCGUCCAGCAGCAGCUGAUGCGCCAGCGCUACGAGGACGUGACGGCGCUCGCCACCUCCGACGAGGACGACGGCGCCGAGCGCUACGUCCACAAGAAGGCCGACGCCGCCAGGCCCGCCACGUCCGCCGCCGCUGCCGCCGUCGCCGCGCGUGUCGCCACCGUCGACCGGCGACUCCGCAGGAAGAAGGAGCUCAUUGGCGCGGACGACGACUACGAAGCCAUCCGCAGUGCCGGCCGCACGGUGGAAGGAGCAGUGGCCGUCGCGGCGCCAGAGGCCGCGCUGCCCGCGGAGGACCUGCCGCUGGCGGGGGCGCCCGGCGCGGGGGCGGUGGCGCGGCGCAGCGCCUGGGGGGCGGCGCGCCAGUACAGCGGCAGCACCAUGGACCCGCACACCAAGGUGCGCGAGUGGAUCGCGCAGGAGAUCGUCCAGCGCUACUCGCCGCGCUUCCUCCGGCGCGCCAAGAAGACCGAAUCGCACGUGCCGGUGCUGCAGUCGUCGCAGAGCAUCCAGACGUCCUUCGACCAGGUGUCAACGUCCACGGCGACGCCGAGGCAGCUCAAGCGUCAGCACGCCAUAGAGACGGCAGAGGUGGCUGUCUCAGCUACACCCGCCGACGUGUCCGGCCACGGUUCCCACAGGUCAAGGCCGAAGAAAAUUUCCGUCGCCAUUGAUGCCACUCCGUCUGGAAGAGGCUCGAGCGUAGAGCACUCUAUGAGCAAAUCGAUGGACGAGCUCGGGACCUGCGUGUCAACGUCCAUGUUAACCCUCAAGAAACCCGCUCUCAAGCGGUCGCUGACCAUGGCGGAGGACCUAGCUGUUGUGUCCACUUCUAUUUCGCCGAGAAGCUCGUCUUCUGGGGAGCUGUUGAGCAGGAGCACUGCCAACAUCAGCCUGAAGUACACCCUUCCCAAUCAGCAGGCCCAAAAUCUCGAUGUCGUCAGAGUGGCACACGCUCAUUCCAGAUCAGAUCCAGCGGCCAAUUCCAACCCACACGUGCCGUCACAACUGUCAGGUUCUAUGAAGAGUGGACAUUCUCAGCCAACAGAACUUCAUGCUGUAAAUAUCUCCUUAGAUCCUCACACAGCGCCAUCGGUGAUCUACGUCCCUGGCGGAAAGAAGCAGCAAUUGCAGACGUUCCCAGCAGGGAUUCAGCUUAGGUCUAAGGCCCUGCCAAAGAAAGAUGUUGCAAUUACUGCAUCGCCCAUUCCCGUAGACGUCAAUGUGACGUCCAGAGAUAGCAAUGAAGAAGAAACAGUCCAUGCGGGUGAUCCUCUGUCAAAUAUUCAGAAGAGAAAAUUUCCAAAAGUGCUGCCAGACUUCCCACAAGACGCUCCUGCCAAUGAGGUCGAGAUGACGGCAGCCCAGGCGACUAACUUUAAGAGGAGGUCGCUUCCACCCAAUUCCCUCUUCAUGGCGUUGCCAGUCUCAGAAGUACCUGGCUCUCAGUCACCUUCUGUUGCCUCAUCAGCAGCUCCUUCCAAAGACAUUCCAGGAAAGUCGAGUCUCACAAAGGUGCCGCCACCGCCACCGCCUAGGAUAUCCUCGACUCUGGGCCGAAAGCCCGCCAACACGGCUCCCAUCACACCACUUCCCACCAUUCCAGCUGGAGCUGUGCCGGUGCACACUAGUUCCGAAAAGAAGACCCAGACAGCUGCGGAGGUUCCUGCCGCAGCUACAACUUCUGCACCGUCCCAUUACCAGAGGAUCGAGCCGAGGGUCAUCAUCAAGCCGACCAUCACCAGUCCGCAGACGAAGAAGGCUCAGGUAGCCCGCGGUCUGCAGAGCAUACCUCGCGUCACACCUAGCGAUCCAGUGACGCAUCCCGCAGCCGGACCACCGUCGCCGCGCUCGCCGGUGCAGGUGGAUAAACAACCUCAGCUUAGACCAGCGGAUCCGUAUGCGCUUCCUGUGGCCAGGCAGCUUCCGACAGUUGCCACUGUCCACCAAGCUCCGAGUAGUCCUCAACAGCCUCUACAGAGCCUUCCAGUUGUUCAAGAGGAGGUUAAUCACCAGCAGCAGCAGUCGGCUGUAGCUUUCGUCGCGCCCCAGCAGAAAGUCCAAGCGAAGCAGACAGCGGCGGGAAAACAGGCACCGUCCUCUCCGGGCAAAAAGCGCCUGCAGCCCGUUCUCAAAGUUGUCGCGGAGACGUCGACGGACCCCUUCGAGGACACUGACUCCAGUACCGGCACGGUAAAACGCGUGAAGCGCCCCGCAGCGAAAGCCGCCCAAGGGCAGACUCAGACGCAGCGGAAACCAGCGACCGAGGCAGCGCAGCACGCGAGUCCGAAAUCGACGCAGAAGGCUGCGCAACAGACGAAGCAGCAGACCGCUGCGCAGCAGACGACGCAGCCGGCGGCACAGCAGGUGUCGCCGCAAACCAGACCGGCGGCGGCUACGGCCAGCGCCACGACGAGCACCUCGGAACUGAGUUCGCCCUUAACCGAGGGCCGCGCUCACCCGCCGAAGAAGUGGUACAAGCAGUACCAGCACUCUUUCGUUUCCAAAUCGGAGGACGACCAGAAGACAUAAUAUUCGCGCGAGCAGUAUUCGUAUUUCCAGAGAGCUUAUUAUGCUUUUGUACAAAACAAAAACUUUUUUGCUUAAUUUUUCUUUUGUAAUUUCACUUUUUUUUUUCAUCGUCUCUGCGCUCCUACUUUGAGAGGCGCUGUUUCAGAGGCGUAUCGAGACACUUGGGCACGUCCUGUAUUCCGUCUGUUGUACAAAACUCGAAGUAUUAUUAUUACUACCUGUCCGUAUUGCUGAGAAGUUUAUUACAAGUUCCUUCCGCUGUAGACACUAACGUUGAUGAUGCUGUUUUUUUUUAUAUUGUUGUCAUUUGCGCAUCGGAGCUGAAGCAUGCGGCAGACAGAAACUGUCUCCUCACCUUUCCUUUACACGCUGUUAACAGUAGAUUAGUAGUAACUUCUGACCACAUUAAGCACGUGUAGUCAUCUCCUCAAUGUUUCCAUAAGAUGUUGUAACAGCACAUUUAACUCUCGCAUGUAAGAGAAAGAACGCGAAUAAAAUAAUACUUUAAAUGUUAAGAGUAAAUACGGUUUAACACUUUUGUAUCGCUCUCUGUUUACCAUGAACGCAAAAGAUUUACUACGCUGUGACCUUAGCAGAGCUGAGUAUUGAUGCUGUCAGUGAAAUAAAAUGUUUGUCACCCCUAACACACCGCCCAAUUUUUGGUAUAUGUUAAAGUGUGCACCAAUUGUUAUGCAAUAUAUAGGGUGUAACUAAAUCCCCUUACAGAUUUUGAGGUUAGGUUCCUUACACCAAAAGAAGAAAAAAUAUCUAGUACCAUAAUCUAAAAUAUCUAGUACCAUGAGAGCUCUGAGCACUUGUUCGUGUUUGAUACUGUGAAACAACUCUUCUGCUGAAAGCUCUUUGCUUUCUAUAUUUUGGAAGGAGGUAGUAUGGACCAAUAUGAGAAAAAAAGUGUACAAAUAUGGCCUCUAAAAUGCGUACCUCAGGAGAUACGCGCACUUGACAUAAAACUUUUCUUAGUAUCGUACCGCGUUAUAAUGUAAAAACAAAGAAAAAGAAAAAAAUUAUGCUGGAGAAGCCAAUGUUUCAGUCACAGCUACAUUUACCUUCUUCCGAGUCUACUGAUGUUUUUUAUCUGUGUGGAAUCGCUUAUAUUUAGCCAUUGUUGUUGACUGCGCAUAACUUUACGUCAUAACUUUGAAAGGUCGUUGUUGUGAUUGGUCACUUGAGGCGGACGGAGCGGAAACUUUAUUUAAAUAGGUUGCUACGGUGCAGGAAGUGGGAAUCGGCUGUUGUGUAUCGCUUCUUGCAUUGUUUGCUACGAUUGGUGCUCAUCGGUAAAUGAGGUGUGCGCUCCUGUUUUCCACUUGCUGGAUGCAGGCCGCGUGGCUGCGGCUACUCGCCUGUAGACCUCGCGUCACUUGUUGAUUGUGCCGUCUGUUCGACUCUGAGGAUUGGCAGCCAGGAUGGGACAAGCCUGUAUCCAGCCUCUCUGUUCUUCUUAUGAGAUUUGAUUAUUUCUGUGGCUUCUCUGAUGUUGCGUUUCGAAAAGAUCUGCUGCCUAGCCAGUAUGCGGGUUUCUUGCCGCAGUUUAUGGUUUAUGGUAUUCGGCCACUGCAGGCAUGCUGUGCUGUCCCAGACGAAUGUAGCGCUCAUGUUUCCGUACGCGCGUUGCCAUGGCCUGCCGGCGUCACCGAUGUAUACUUCUCCACACUGAACUUCUCUACACCGACAUUCCACCUAGUACGCACCAGAAGUGUGUAAAGUUUCUGUCUUGUCCUUCGUGGAGCCUAGCAUAUUUUGGAUCUUAGAACUGCUGUUGUAGACAGGCAGGACGCCAACCCCACGAACAAUUUUACCAAUACAGUCAGUGACAUUUUUCACGUAAGGUAAGCACGCUGCUGGCUGCAGUUUGUCGGUUUCUUACCUAUCUCACUUUCUUUUGUUUGUUGCCAUGGCUAUUUGGAUCGAUUUGUGAUUGUAGCCACUGACCACAAACGUUGUACACAGAUUUUUAAGCUCUUGUGUUAGGUUUCGAGCACCGCUUAGGCGCUGCGCAUGGACGGCCAACGGGGGGAUACCUGAGUUGUUCUGCAUUGGGUGGUGGUUUGAUUGUGUGUGCUAAUACCUGUCCAUAUGUGUAGGCUUCCUGUAUGCUCUGUGUCCCACUGUGGCGCAUGUUGCAGAAAAGUUCGUUUCCCUAGCAGAGCUCUUUUACAUUAUGACGUGGUACGAUACUCAACAAACUUUUUAUUUCAACUGAUUCUGACCGAGGAAUCCUAUGCAAUUACACCUAAGAGCACUUGUUCAGUUGCAGAGAUAUGUUUCACUGUAGCAGGAAUGAGGAAGUGCUUAUGAUAGCUCUUAAAGGGAACAUUCAGACCCCAUGUUUACUCGACAUUUUUUUUCUUGUUUUGGUCCAUAGUACCUCCUCCCAAACUGUGAAAGGCAAAGAGCUUGCAGUAGAAGAGAUGUGUUUCAAUGUAUAGAAGAUGAACAAGUGAACAUAGGUCUUGAGGUAUGCAUUUUAGAGCCCAAGUUAACUAGACACCUUUUUCUUGUUUUGAUGUAAGAAACCUGUCCUCAACGUAUAUAAGGGGAAUUUAUUUACACCCUGUAUUUUGGAGUGAAACACAUUUUUACAAGGCAAAGCAGCAGUUUUGAUGCAAUGUUAAUAGGAACUGCGUAUGUCUCGUAGUAUUAUCCUGAAGAAGUGUUAAAUGCUGAUUCAUUCAUCGGGAUGAAUUUACACUUGUUGCUUGCGUUCAGAUGUGCAACGGGUUUCGUUCUGAAGGGGGAACACGCUUCAUAAACAUACAUCAUAUUCUCAAUGGUUUCAUAAUUCCUAUUGCUGGGGUCUUGGAGUUGUAGAGAGGACUUAGUAGAUAAAGUUUUGGUAAGGGAACAAUAACCGGAAUUGUACCUUUUGGGUAUGAAAGUAGUUUGUAGAUAAAAUCUCUUUACAAUCUUCUGGUUCCCAGCACGCACACGAGGGAGACAAUGAUCUCUCAGCCGUAUACUCUGCAGGAAACCAUGGCGUAGACAUUGUUUCGAGUACCAGUCCCAUGUUUCUCGUCUUCAUCACGACGCACGUCCUCUGUGAAGUCGAGAGUGUGACGUACCAGUUUCUCGCAGGCGCUGUUGUAGUCAGACGAAAGUAGUGUAAUUACAAGAGGCACUAAGGACGGAACCCUCUUUUCAGAUUAUGUGCAUACCGUGAAGCGGGAGAUUUGAAAGAGUUUUGAUCUUCAAACUCGCUUUAGACCUAGACGGUACAUUUCCGAACAUGUCUCCCUUGCCAAAAUUCUAUCUACCAAGGCCCCUCCACAACACCUAGAAGUGUGAAACAGGAGUUAUCAAACAAAUGAGGAAGAAUCACCACAAACAUUAAUCUAAUGUAGAAGAUCAAGGAGCUGCCAUAGCAAUGGUCGACAGUUACAAAAAAAUAUCUCCACUCCGAAUCCACUGAGAGGAGGGAAAAUAAGGUCCAGUUUCAUUUACCAUUGCCCUUUCCCACACUAUUUUCGCUCCCAUUAACUGUUGACAGUAAAAUUAGAUACGCCACAGACUACGUUCCCUUGGUGUCUGCUUGCAAUACGACAUAGUCACGCUCGGCCUAAACCUGCCUAAAGAUAAAUUUCUAUGUAUAAUUGCUGCUCAUGUUUACUGGAGUCGCUGUGCAACGCAAGCUGUAUUAUCGAGAUAUCAGUUUUAUUUGGAAGUGAAACGUAAUUUGUAAAGAAAUUAACUCUUAAAUAACUACCUCAUUUUCCAGAAACUAUUUUCUAGUUUUGUAAUCAUAUGAAAGUUAAUUAUUUAUAGACACGUUUAUUCAAAUGUGAAAACUGAAAUUGUAAUCUCUACAG
Messenger RNA from Schistocerca nitens (vagrant locust), 8216 nucleotides. RefSeq lists its product as uncharacterized. The coding region runs from base 1 to 4389 and encodes 1462 amino acids. Gene Ontology annotation, cellular component: cell surface; postsynaptic membrane; synapse. The record is from RefSeq and is a predicted model, not a curated record. The transcript has 12 exons. Gene Ontology annotation, molecular function: neurexin family protein binding; signaling receptor activity. Lineage: Eukaryota; Metazoa; Arthropoda; Insecta; Orthoptera; Acrididae. Gene Ontology annotation, biological process: synaptic vesicle endocytosis; modulation of chemical synaptic transmission; chemical synaptic transmission.